UUCUUCUUCAACUUUAACGUUCUCCUAGAAAAAUUUGUUACUAUAUGUUGGUUCCCUAAAUUAAAGGGAUUAAAACAAGUGUACUCUACUGCUGUACCAAAUCACUGUUUAUCAAUUGGAAAAAGGUAGAGGAAAGUAGAUAUGCUUAAGCCAUAAAGCAAGUGUUUAUCUUUUGUUUUUGUCCUGUUUAACACAAAAGGAAAAGUUGGUGAAACUGUGAAGCAAAGAUUUGAAGGAAAAAGGAAAGAAGAAGAGGAAGCAGAAAAUUUGUUCUUGGAGUAUCCGUUUGUGAUGAUUGGUCACAGGAUGUGUGGACUAUAUGUGAAGAUUUUGUUUGUAUUUGCAAUUUUUUCUGUUCAAAAUUGCCAGGGGUUUACUGAUCCUCGUGAUGUAUUUGCCAUAAAUAGUUUAUAUACUAGUCUGGGCUACCCUUUGCUUCCUGGAUGGGUGCCAUAUGGAUUAGACCCUUGUGGUGAUCAAUGGCAUGGUGUACUUUGUGUCAACGCCAAUGUAACUGGAAUAGUACUAAAUGAUUCAAAUUUGGGAGGUGAAUUAAGUGAGGGCAUCGGAAGCUUUGCUUCAAUCAUACAAAUAGAUCUCAGCAACAACCAUAUUGGAGGCAGUAUACCAUCCAAUUUGCCCAUUACCCUCAAAACCUUGUCUCUCUCCGGUAACCAGCUUACUGGGAGCAUUCCAGACAACAUAUCCUCGUUAGGGCAAUUGUCAGACUUGUUGUUGAACAACAAUCAUCUUAAUGGAGUUAUUCCAGAUGCCUUUCUGCAGCUUAAGACUUUGAUUAAUAUGGACUUAUCUGGGAACAGUUUAAGUGGUCAGCUGCCUUCUUCAAUGGGGACUUUGUCGUCACUUACUACCUUACACUUGCAGAACAAUCAGCUUUCUGGGAUCCUUGACGUUUUGCAAGAUCUUGCUCUAACGGAUUUAAACAUAGAGAAUAAUUUGUUCUCUGGGCCUAUACCACCAAAAUUGUUGAGCAUCCCCACCUUCAGACGUGCAGGGAACCCUUUUAAUACUACUAUCAUUCCUUCACCACCCAUGAUAUCACCUUCUCCAGCACCAUUUGCUGUGCUUUCUCCAGAUUUAGCCCCUUCACUGCCAUAUACUGUACCGUCAGGACAAGGAUUACAGCCCUCUGGAGGGCAAAAGAGUAGUAAUUCAACCAAACAUGUCAAAUUGAUUGCUAUAGCCGGAUUAGUAUCCCUUGUCAUACUUGGAUUGGGUGUUUGCCUUUUGAUGUCACGAUUCUUCAAAAGAAGAAGAAAGGCCCAAAAAGAAGCCAAGAGACAUGAAACAUAUGAUUAUAGUUUGCCCAAGGCCAAGGGUAACCCUAAACAUGAUCAAUCUGCGCAAAACCCUUAUUAUGAUACAGAAAAAGAAGCAGGUUUGAGGCCAGUGGCUGGAAAUGGGAAUGCUCGGGGUAGGAACAUCUCAAUGAAUACUUCAGAGGCAGUGGCUGGAAAUGGGAAUGCUAAGGGUAGGAACAUCUCAAUGAAUACUUCAGAGGCAGUGCAGCAGAAAGACCUGAAGAGCACUAUAUCAUAUACAGACGAUGAUCUGGAUUCGGAGAUGGAGUCCAUGAUAUCAGAUGUUCUUCCACCACCGCCACCACCUUUUCUUAAAGCUCUUUCUGCUGAGAGGAUGGUUGUAAAUCCAAUUUUGCCCCCAAUUACGUCAGUCAAGCAUGCUAUGAAGAAUGUAAACUCUGCAGAGUUCUUCACCAUUGCAUCUCUUCAGCAGUAUACAAAUAGUUUUUCUCAACAUAAUCUUAUUGGAGGAGGCAUGCUUGGAACAGUCUACAGAGCUGAGUCUCCCCAAAAACUAUUGGCCGUCAAGAAACUAGACACUUCCGUGACCAGGCGUCAAAGUGAACAAGAAUUUGUUGAAAUGGUUUCCAAUAUCUCUAAACUUCAGCAUGAAAACAUUGUCAAGCUUGUGGGUUACUGUUCAGAGCAUGGACAACAGCUACUUGUCUAUGAGUAUUGUAGAAAUGGUACUCUCCACGAAGCAUUGCACUUAGAUGAUGAGAUCCACAGAAAACUUUCAUGGAGUACUCGUGUACGCGUUGCACUUCAAGCGGCAAGAGCAUUAGAGUACUUGCAUGAAGUUUGUCACCCACCAAUUGUCCACCUGAACUUCAAGUCCACUAAUGUUCUCCUUGAUGAUGAGCUUGCUGUGCAUAUGUCAGAUUGUGGUUUGGCACCUCUGAUGUCAUCUGAUUCCAUAAGACAGUUGCAAGGAUCCGGCUAUGGUGCUCCUGAACUUGAAUUGGGAAGCUAUACUUGUCAGAGUGAUGUUUAUAGCUUUGGAGUUGUCAUGCUAGAACUUCUCACAGGAAGACAGUCUUACGACAGGUCCCGACCUAGAGGGGAACAGUUACUGGUUCGAUGGGCUAUUCCACGGCUGCAUGAUAUAGAUGCAUUAUCAAGAAUGGUUGAUCCAUCCCUAAAUGGUUCUUAUCCGUCCAAGUCUCUGUCUCGGUUUGCUGACAUAAUUUCCUUGUGUAUUCAGUCUGAACCUGAAUUCAGGCCACCAAUGUCCGAAAUCGUGCAGAAUCUCCUGCAUAUGAUCUAAAGAUAUCAUCAAGGCUGUGUCUUUUUAGCAUAGAAGGGGAGGGAUUCAAGUAAUUCCCAAGGAGAAAUCUUUCUUUUACACAACAUUUUCAUUAAGUCCAUAUUUUGUACGCUAACAUGAGUAAUGUAAUGUAUAUAUAACAUUAUUAAUUAUGUUGUGCAACAUUUCCAUGUGUGAUUCUUUUUGACAUAGCCAUGAGAAAGAAGAAAAAGACUUGUCAUU
Molecule: messenger RNA, 2811 nt
Organism: Solanum dulcamara
Lineage: Eukaryota; Viridiplantae; Streptophyta; Magnoliopsida; Solanales; Solanaceae
Product: protein STRUBBELIG-RECEPTOR FAMILY 3-like
Exons: 17
Coding region: 292-2589 (765 amino acids)
Biological process (GO): protein phosphorylation
Molecular function (GO): ATP binding; protein binding; protein kinase activity
Source: RefSeq, a predicted model, not a curated record